GGUACAAACUUGGAAAACAAAAUUGUAAAAGUGUCUUGCCUAGAUCCCUGGGAGUAUUCCUCUUUCUUCUCCACAGAUGCUUUAAGCCUCAGGAGCAAUGGCAGGCGCUGGAGAGCGCAAAGGAAAGAAGGAUGACAAUGGCAUUGGCACAGCCAUUGAUUUUGUAUUGUCCAAUGCUCGACUUGUCCUGGGUGUGGGAGGUGCUGCCAUGCUGGGGAUUGCCACCUUGGCUGUCAAGCGGAUGUAUGACCGGGCAAUCAGUGCUCCUGCCAGUCCUACCCGCUUGAGCCAAUCAGGAAAGAGAAGCUGGGAGGAACCAAGCUGGCUUGGAUCAUCAUCACGGUUAUUGAACCAAGAUAUGAAGACUAAUCUUAGCCGCUCUCUGCAGACUCUUCCCACUGAUUAUUCAGAUUUUGAAAUGGAUUCAGUUAAAUCCAUGAAGCAUAAAUCAUCUGUUAAAACAAGCCAGGUGGAGCUGAAGAAGUCCCGCCUCCGAAUGUCCUUGCAAGAGAAGCUGUCUGCCUAUUACCGGAGGAAGGUGGCCAUCCCAGCAGAAGAGCAAGCCAGAGCCAAGCAGGCUGCUGUAGAUAUCUGUGCAGAACUGCGUGGUUUCCUCCAUGCCAAGCUGCCAGACAUGCCUCUACGUGAAAUGUACCUGAGUGGUAGCCUCUAUGAUGAUUUGCAGGUUGUGACUGCUGAUCAUAUCCAGCUAAUGGUUCCUCUGGUGCUGGAACAGAACCUGUGGUCAUGCAUUCCAGGUGAAGACACCAUUAUGAACAUCCCUGGCUUCUGCCUGGUACGUCGGGAAAACCCAGAAUACUUCCCUCGUGGUAGCAGUUACUGGGACCGCUGUGUGGUGGGGGGCUACCUCUCACCCAGGGCUGUAUCUGACACCUUUGAAAAAGUAGUGACAGGCUCCAUCAACUGGCCAGCUAUUGGGACUCUCCUAGACUAUGUGAUCCGUCCUGCAGCACCUUUGGAAUCUCUAACGUUGGAGGUUCAGUAUGAAAGAGAUCGGCGUCUUCUCAUAGACUUCUUACCAUCUGUGACACUAGGUGACACGGACUUGGUAGCCAAACCACACCGACUGGCCCAGUAUGAUAAUCUGUGGCGCCUCAGCCUUCGGCCAGCAGAGACCGCUCGCCUGCGGGCUUUAGACCAGGCUGAUUCUGGCUGCCGUUCCUUGUGCCUCAAGAUCCUCAAGGCCAUAUGCAAGCUCAACCCGGCAUUGGGUCACCUUUCUGCCAGCCAGCUCACCAACGUCAUACUACAUCUGACCCAGGAGGAGACUGACUGGUCACAAGACACGCUUGCUGACCAUUUUCUGCAGGCGUUGAAAAGACUUAUUGGCUAUUUGGAAAAAGGGGUUCUUCCCAGUGCUUUGAAUCCCAAGGUGAACUUAUUUUCAGAGCUUACUCCUGAAGAAGUGGAUGAGUUGGGCUAUACCCUGUACUGUUCCCUUUCGGAACCAGAGGUCUUGCUGCAGACAUAAUAGCUGCCUUAUGCAUGAGAGUAGUGUUAAGAGCUUCCUGCCCAUGACAGGUUCUCUCUGACAUCUGAGUGAGAUAUGCAUACCCUUCCCCAUUCUUUUGGCAAGCUUAUCCCGGUUUCUCUUUUCUUAUUUUAUUAUACUGGGGUGGGGGGAGGGAAGUCUCUUGUAUUUCUUGGUGCUAUUGGUCCAGAUCCACUACCCUCAUAGCAGUUGUCUGAUGGAGGGAAGACGUUAUGUAGAACUGCUGCUCGGUCUGUUAGAAAGUCCUUGCUGUUGUCCCAGCUGCCUACUCCAGCACUGUGCAACCUACCUCCUGCUCCCCACCCCCGAAAUAUACUAUACCUUGUUGAAUUGAAAACUCUCACUCCCACCCAGGAAAGUGUGGAAUUGGGCCAGUAAACUACUGCCAAUUUUAGGUGAUUUCCCCCCCCCCAGGACUCAUCCCCUAUUGUUGGCUUGUGUGUUGGAUUUCCCACCCAUCCAGAAGUUCAUGAAUGAAAUGUUUCAAUAGAAAUAUUUACAGCAGGGCAUGUAUUUGUGUGAGCUCUGUGCAUUGAUUGUAUUUAUAUUUGGGGGAAGUGGGGAGGUUUAUAGAGUUUCCACAUUUGCAUAGGUUCUCACCAGUUCUGAGCUGAACUGUAUCACCAUCUUUGGGAUACUUAGUGUAUGUUAUUUAGGGAUAAACUCUGCCAAUUUGGUGCCCUUCACUACAUGCAAAUGUGUUUUAUAUUGCACCAAUUUUUGAAAAACUGGUGCUAGAUCCUCAAUCUGUCUAGAAGAAUGUAGGGAGAGUAAUUUCCCAUUUGUUGCUAUCAAGAUCACUUAUCCAUUGCAAGUGGCAGGUGCCUGAGAAUAUACAAACUGUAUAUCACUAACCCUUAAUGUGGCAUGGGGCAAGGAAGUCUGAAAGUAAGGCAUAAUUUUUUCAAGUAUUUCCAUUGUGAACACUCAAACUCUAGAUGGAAGCAGGAGCUGAAGAAUUUUAUGAAGGGUACUUGAGGUUCAGACCUUAAUCUUCCGUAUGUUAGAAGUGAUGGUUGCUGUCAUGUACUGAAGGUUCUGUCCAUAAAAUGACUAGUGAUAGGCAGGAACAAGAGAUAAAGUUUCUGCAGGAAGCAAAAAUAAAUCUUGAAUGGAAUGUAAAAUUCCACUUUUUAUACAUUUUUCAAGAGGGUAGCAUAUUUCACACUUAAUCAUUUUGACCUUACAGAUUUUAAGGAGCCCUCGGCUUUAAGUUAUGUAACCCUACUCUGCAUCUCUGCCUGCUCCUUGAGAUAAUGGCACAGCUCUUACGGAGUGGCCACUCAUUCUAGCUAUGCCUGCUGCUGUGCAGGCAUGAAACUGGCAUUGACUGUGAAUGUAUUAUCUCUCAGGAAUAUUUGGUUCUAUUACUGCUGACAUCACUCAGAAAGAAAGAAAGCAAAAAUUAAGAUGGUGUGCUCCAUGUGGUGAGACUGUGUGUUUAAUCUGCGUGACAAGUAUUGCUAUGAUUGUAUGUAUGUAAUUUUGCAGAUAUGGCUCCCCUGUUUUCAAAAACCCAUCCUUGCUGUUAAAAGGCAGCAUAAAUAAUGAGAUAAUUUGCAGGUGUGAGAAACAGGUGUCCUAUCCUGUUUUUUUUUUUAAAGGCAGUGCUUAUGUUAAUAAGAUAAACCUUUGUCAUAAUUCCAGAGUGGCGGCUUUAAUCUAUACUUAACCAGGGUAUACCCUCCCACCCUGCUUCACAGUCUGUCUUCUAAAAUCAGUUUGUCUGCUAGAUGGUAUUUGUUGCACAGCAAUGAAAUAGUGUUGCAGUUAUUUAAACCUCACCAGACUUCCAGCCAAAGACUUGAAAGGUUGUGUGUGGGUGUCUGGUAAUAUGUAGCCUGGAAAAGCACCAAGUUUUUAACUCUUCUCUCUCCCUUCUCAGCCCUCCUUCCAGUACGAGUCUUCCUGCCGUGAAUAUAUGCAGAUUUGUAGUGGACUGAGACUACCAUUUGAACAAGAAUAGAUUCUUUAAGAGUUGUAUGACCUCAUCCAUGUUGAUCAGUUACUUCUUUCCCACCAUUUUGUUGCUUGUUUCAAAGAUGCAGUAUGGUAGGAUGGAGAUCCUGAAAUGGGAGCAGGAGAGGUCUACUUUAUCCAGCUCUUCCAUUUCUCAAAUACAUAUCAUUCAUGCUCAUUUAAAAAAGAGAUGCUUCAUUACUUAUUAAAAACAUAAUUAAUGGAAGUCUUGACCACGACAUGUUGCCAUGAAGGAGAAUGUGUUAUUGAAUGUAGGCUUAGAUCAUCUCUGUUCCCAGCAAGAUGCUCUUCUUUUAUCCACUCUAAGCUGUUCCUUUCUCAAAGUGAAUUCUUUCUUUGAGGCACCUAAAAAAGAGGGAUUUGAGCCUAUUUUGUAGUAAGGUGGGUUCUCCAUAAUUCCACAAGUAGGAAAUAAGAGAGCUUGCCACUGAUAAUCAACACAAAGCUCAAAAGUUGUAAUGGGUGAGAGAAGCAUGUCUGGGCUAUUUCUUAUUUCUGUGGAGGGUGAUGCAUCAUGUUCAGUGUUUGGGCACCAGGUAUAUGGGACAGCUAUAAAAACAUUGCACUAAUUCUAGUGUGUGACUAGAUAAUUCAUUCUGAAUAUUUUUUUGCUGACACCUAUCAGUAUUCACUAAAAAAUGCAUGCAUAUUGGUAGCUAUAACUAGGAGAGUUUUGGUCUUAAGCAUUUAUAAACUCCUUAUGUGAAAUGUCAGAACAAAGUAUAGAUACCAUUAAUAUAUGGCUGCUUUCCCAUAUGCGGAAUGGGGAGCCCUUGAUAUGAAAUGACUGUCAUAGGCCCAGAAGCCAAAAUGUACUGUUGUAUCCUUGGGAAAGCUUUGCCAUAUUACCUUGAUGUUUGGGUCACACAAACUAAUGCGGCUUUUGCCUAAACUGCAGGGUAGGGACCAUCUUGCUCAACUGAAGGUUUUUUUUGCUGUCAAAUUCCACUAUUGUUCUUCCAAAUCAGUUAAAAUUCUUAACAUGAAAAUUUAAUUGUGUAAAUUAUAGGCUUCUUCCAGUGUGUAUGUGUCGAUGAUAUGGGGGGGGGAGGAAUGAGAUAUUUCAGCUGCUCAAGAUGUAAUGGUGUAUAAGGGGUUGAAGGAACAAGGUCUAGUGCAUGGUCUGUGACUGUGUGAAAAUUACAAAAUAAAACAACUU
Rhineura floridana is the source of this 4652-nucleotide messenger RNA. RefSeq names its product mitochondrial elongation factor 1 (gene MIEF1). Bases 98 to 1492 code for a protein of 464 amino acids. Gene Ontology annotation, biological process: mitochondrion organization; positive regulation of mitochondrial fission. The record is from RefSeq and is a predicted model, not a curated record. Gene Ontology annotation, cellular component: mitochondrial outer membrane. The transcript is spliced from 5 exons. NCBI's taxonomy places the organism in Eukaryota, Metazoa, Chordata, Lepidosauria, Squamata, Rhineuridae.